GAGUAAAGAGAGUCCAAAGCCAGAGCAUCCUCACAAGCCUGCACAAACAAACGAGAAAAAUCCACCUCGAACUUGCCCCUCUUUCUCUCGCUCUCGCUCUCCCUGCCUUGACUCGCUCCUCCACGACCAAUUGAAUCCAUCCCGAUCUACUCCUCCCUCUCAAAAUUCUAUCCAACGAGUUGCAGACUUGAAGCAGGAAGGAAGAGGUCGAUCCCUGUUUGUGUAUAGGAGGAUGAGGAUUAGCGAGGAGGAAGAGAGCAGUUGGUUCGCGCGUUGGGAAGAGCAGCUGCCGUCGCCGGAGGAGCUCAUGCCGCUGUCCCAGACCCUUAUCACCCCCGACCUCGCCCUCGCCUUCGACAUCCCCCUUUCGGCCCCAAAUCAGCUGCCCCCUCCGCCUCCCCCCUUCGAUAUCGACUCCUCCGACCUCAACUCCACCUCCCCCGCCCUUGCCGGCUCCGCCGCCGACGAGCCCGCCCGCACCCUCAAGCGACCCCGCCUCGUCUGGACGCCGCAGCUCCACAAGCGCUUCGUCGACGCCGUCGCGCACCUCGGCAUCAAGAACGCCGUCCCCAAGACCAUAAUGCAGCUGAUGAGCGUCGACGGCCUCACCCGCGAGAACGUUGCCAGCCACCUCCAGAAGUACCGCCUCUACCUCAAGCGCAUGCAGGGCCUUGGGGGUUCCGGCGCCGCGGGGCCGAUCUCCGCUGUUGACGCCGCCACGGAUCAGCUCUUCGCCAGCGCCCCCGUGCCCCAGCAUUUCCUGAGUCGCGAGCCAAUCGCGUCCCCUGAUCCCUUUUUUCCCUUCGCCGCCCUGCAGCACCAGCAGCAGAUCACAUCCGCCGUGCAGCAGCAGCUCUACCACCAGAGGCAUCUGGGACAUUUCGGACAGCUGCCUAACGGAGGAGGGGUCGAUCAAAGCUUCCUGAACCGUGUCAUGCCCCAAUCCCGCAUGCAUCAGCCGGUCGGGCCGUCACCUGGAAUAGGAUUGAUGCAUUUGGCUUCACCACCGGCAGUGUCAUUUGCGGAUGAUUCGGAGUCUGCCGGAAGGGGAAGCCAUGGCGAGAGGAAGGUGCUGACGCUUUUCCCUACUGGUGAGGACUGAUCUCUCCUAGCUAAUUUUCAAUUAUAACGGCCUUAACUGAAGAACUAUGUUUAUGCUUCCUUUGCAUGGUUCUUCUUUCCUUUGCCCAAUUAGAUGAGUUCCAUCUACAUUUGUUAUUCUGGAAGCAGAGGAAUAUAAGGGGAUAACAAUGUGCUUAUUAUCACAUUUGAAUCGGCGACAGUUAACUUCACUGUCUAAUUAGUAUCACUCUAGUAGCCGAUGAUGUUUGAUUGUAAAUUGUACAUGCGACCCUCUGCUUUGGAUGCCUUUUCUUUAUAACAAGUAUUAAGAUCGUUGGAUGGAGGGAAAUGAAUGACUUAAGAGGCACAUAAUUCAUGUACACUCAUAGUACUUUCGCUCU
Molecule: messenger RNA, 1463 nt
Organism: Zingiber officinale
Lineage: Eukaryota; Viridiplantae; Streptophyta; Magnoliopsida; Zingiberales; Zingiberaceae
Product: transcription factor MYBC1-like
Exons: 1
Coding region: 233-1102 (289 amino acids)
Biological process (GO): regulation of DNA-templated transcription
Cellular component (GO): nucleus
Molecular function (GO): DNA binding; DNA-binding transcription factor activity
Source: RefSeq, a predicted model, not a curated record